Messenger RNA from Medicago truncatula (barrel medic), 1737 nucleotides. RefSeq names its product F-box protein CPR1. Gene Ontology annotation, molecular function: protein binding. The transcript has 2 exons. NCBI's taxonomy places the organism in Eukaryota, Viridiplantae, Streptophyta, Magnoliopsida, Fabales, Fabaceae. Bases 111 to 1391 code for a protein of 426 amino acids. The record is from RefSeq and is a predicted model, not a curated record.
UACAUAUUCGGCCCAAAACCCUAUUGAUUUUGCAGAAAGAGAAAGAAUCUAAGGAGAAACGAAAAACCCUAAAAACCCUAGAACCUCCCUGACCCAUCCUACCGAUUCCAAUGGCGGAUGACGGUCUUCCGCCGGAAAUACUCGCCGAAAUCCUCUCCCGUUUACCAGUAGAAUCACUUCUCCGAUUCCGAUCAACUUCAAAAUCACUUAAAUCUUUAAUCGAUUCUCACAACUUCAUCAACCUUCAUCUCAAAAAUCCCCUCAAUCAAUCCGUAAUCAUUCGAAACAACUCCGAUAUCUACCAACUCCAAAUCGAUGAUAACGAUUUCUCUAAUCGAAUCAAUUCGAUUAUUCCACUCAACCAUCCUUUCAAAGGUAACAGCCCCAACAUCGAUCCUUACACACGGCGUGACAGCACCAUGGCUCUUAUCGGUUCAUGUAACGGCCUCCUCGCUAUCUCCAAUGGCCAAAUCGCUUUCACGCAUCCUAACGCCGCCAACGAAAUCACAAUCUGGAACCCUAACACACGUAAACAUCUGAUUAUCCCUUUUCUCCCUAUGCCUGUCCCUUACAUUAUGGAAUCAAACAACCCUAACCGCGGCUGCUUAUGCGUUCACGGCUUCGGUUUUGAUUCUUUAACCGGCGAUUACAAACUCCUCAGAAUCUCUUGGCUUCUCGAUCUACAAAACCCUUUUUAUGAUCCACAUGUGAGACUCUUCAGCUCCAAAACAAACUCGUGGAAAAUAGUUCCUAGUUUUCCCUACUCUCUUGAAUAUUGUCAAACCAUGGGGGUUUUUAUCGACAAUUCUAAUUCUAUUCAUUGGGUUGCCAACAACGAACUGUUUGAACCUCGUUUAAUUUUCGCAUUUAACCUAACAUUUGAGAUUUUUAACGAGGUUCCUCUUCCGGUUGAAAUAAGUCAAAUUAAGAGUAAUAAGAGUUUUGGACUUGAUGUUGCUGUUUUGGGAGGCUGUCUUUGUAUGACUGUGAAUUAUAAAAAAACUACUAAAUUUGAUGUUUGGGUGAUGAAAGAAUAUGGAUCUAGAGAUAGUUGGUGUAAACUUUGUACUGUGGAUAAAUCGUGUUUCACUUCACCUUUGAAAUCUUUGAGGCCUUUAUGUUAUUCUAGUGAUGGAAGUAAGGUUUUGUUGGAAGGCAUUCAGGUUUUGUUGAAGGUAGAUCACAGAAAGCUGUUUUGGUAUGAUUGGAAGAGUGAACAAGUUAGUUAUAUUGAAGGAGUUCCUAAUUUGAAUGGAGCUGCUAUGAUUUGUGUUGAAAGUCUUGUAUCACCUCCUUUCCCUGUUGAUAAUUGUAGGAAGAAGGAGGACAGGACAAGCAAGAGCAAGAGAAGGGACCACUUCUUGUCCGGAGGAUUUAAAUUGAGAUUGUAAGGGGUGGAAGGAAGAACCUGUAAUGUGCAGCUGAAACAGGGUGCUCAAGUUGUUUCUUGUGAUGGAAUUAGUCUCCUUGGUUUGUGGGUAAGGUUGAAUUGAUAAUGAAUGGAGCUGCACGCAUUUGUAUUUCUCAUUUUGAAUUGUAUGUCUGAUAUUACACUUAUCCCUCACACUUAUCCCUCUGGCCUUUCUAAACGGAUCUUCUGCUUUUAUUUUUACUCCUAGUAGUGUUAAGAAAAUAUGGAAUAGUCCAUAUAUCCCUUUAUGAUAUUUCUAAUUUGUAAUUGAAACUCUCCUUUCUACUUCUGUUAAGAAAAUAUGGAAUAGUCCAUAGUUCCCUUUA